ACAGGUUAUCAGUGGGUCAAAUACUGGGAUGAUCGGAAAAUACUACGUUGUGUUCAUUAAAUAUUCCGAAUUCGGUUAAGCCUGAGCCUUGUGUUUUCAGUUUAUUUAUCUGCAGCAAUCACUACACAGUGCGACCUUACACCCAGCUGAGUUUGACCAGAAUAUUACAUGUGGUCUUGAGUGCUCUAUACUGAAAACGGGGAACACCAUGGCACAUUCACAGAUAAUGAACCUCUACAUCCUCGUCCCUGCGUUACUCCUCGCGAAUACCAACGCGGCGACUACGCCGAACAUUGUGAUAUUCCUAGCAGACGACACGGGCAUUGGGGACAUCGGUUGCUUUGGAAACACGACGCUACGAACGCCAAACAUCGACAAUAUCGCAGCGAGAGGGCUCAAGAUGACCCAGCACCUUACUUCGGAAGCCACGUGUACUCCGAGCCGAGCUUCACUGUUAACUAGCCGAUACCCGAUACGGUCAGGUCUUGCCAGCCCAACCGGUAUGCCUAUAAUAACCAAUGUGGCGAGUCCUGCCGGGCUUCCGCCCAAUGAGACCACCUUCGCCAACCUCCUUCAAGACAAGGGAUACGUCAACGCGUUUAUUGGUAAAUGGCAUCUGGGAUUGAAUUGCGAGAAAAAUGGUGACCACUGUCAUCACCCAAACCGCUUCGGGUUCGACCUUUUUUACGGCAUGGUCAUGACCAAUGCCAGGCUCUUUGAUCCCGGUUGGGAUUACGAAGUUGUCUUUAGGGUUCGACCGAACAGAGUGCAACAGGUUGCAAUAGUGUAUGUCGUAGGCCUACUUGCCGGCGCCGUUCUGAAGCGCCUCGGCGCCAUCGGCUCAAGAGGGUUCCGUCUUUACGCCUUCCUGGUGACUUUACUCCCAAUUUACACCUUUUUACUUUUGAUAAAUUGGCCAUGGCUAAACGGUGUGUGGCACAGGAAUGGGGACGUGGUUGAACAGCCGAUCAAUUUUCAGAACAUGACGAAACGGCUUGUCAUGGAAGGAACAGACUUUUUGGAGGAAAGGAGCCAGGAUAAGAAACCUUUCUUACUGUUCAUGUCCUGGCUCCAGACACACACGUUUCUUCAUACCGCGAAGGAAUUUGAAGGGGUCGCCCAGCACAGCCCGUACGGUGAUAACGUAGAGGAGAUGGACUGGGGGAUAGGGGAGAUCAUGAAGGCUCUGGACAGACUAAACCUCUCUGACAACACCCUCAUCUACUUCACCUCCGACAACGGCGGCCAUAUUGAAGAAAAAGAUCGCCUUGGUAACCGGGCAGGAGGUCACAAUGGGAUCUAUAGAGGCAGCAAGUUCCAGGGCUCCAUGGACGGUGGUAUCCGUGUCCCCACUGCAUUCAUGUGGCCAGGGCAUAUACCCGAAGGUACCGUCACGGACGAGCCGACUUCCCAGAUGGACAUCCUUCCGACACUGGCCGAUGUGGUAGGGUAUUCAGUGCCCAAAGACAGGGCCAUUGACGGCAAGAACAUCUGGCCUCUGAUCACAGGAAGGGCAAAGAUGUCGCCCCAUGAAGUGAUGUUUCACUACUGUGGUAUGACAAUUCAAGCAGCGAGAUAUCGCCCGCGUGGUGAAGAGAACGCCGUGUACAAGCUAUAUUAUGCUCGCCCAAAUUGGAACCCCGGUACCGAAGGGUGCGACUUCAUGUGCUCAUGCCUUGACGUGACUUGGCUGGACCGUCCGCAGCUCUUCAACGUUGCCAUUGAUCCAUCGGAAAAAUCGCCGUUGGACAUCAACGCCAAGAAACACGUUGAGAUAAUCAAACAUAUCAAUAAAGCCAAAACCGAGCACGAAAAAAAUCGAAAUGAACCAAAACCGCAAAUGGAAUUUUUCAAGGCCGCCUUUCGACCUUGGCUGCAGCCGCUGUGUAGUGGAGAUCACUUCCAGUUGUCCUGCUCAGACCCAAAGUAUGGCGCGAACACUUCAUGGCCUGAAGUAGUCUGGCCACCAAAAUCGUAAAGUACUACAAGGCAAUUAUGAUUUCUUGCUCAGUUUUAUAAAACACCAUCGAAAGUGAUCUGAUACUAAAUGUAUAAUGGAAUGCACAAACAAUAUUUACGAAUGC
Messenger RNA from Lingula anatina, 2084 nucleotides. Its product is annotated as steryl-sulfatase. NCBI's taxonomy places the organism in Eukaryota, Metazoa, Brachiopoda, Lingulata, Lingulida, Lingulidae. Gene Ontology annotation, molecular function: arylsulfatase activity. The record is from RefSeq and is a predicted model, not a curated record.